AUGGCGACUCGCCCCACCGACUCAGCUCUCGUUGCCACAGCCAUCUCCGACUCAGAGAAGGCCUGGCACCUCCUGGCCCUCCUCUUAUCACUAGGCCGCCCAACUCACCUCUCCGAGCUCGCCUCCCGAUGCACGCUGUUCCCGGCGUCGCCUCGCCUGGUCCAAUACCUCUGCUCCGUUCCCGGCUCGCCUCUCGCCUUAUCGGAAUCUCUCUGCGUCACGCCGUCUCUGGCUUCCUUUGAAGCUUUCGUCGAGUCCGUUUCGUGUGGCGGUGCUGGUGAUGCACUGAGAAGCUACUUGGGGAAGCGAAAGCGGUUCGUUGUGGAUUGCGGAUUCGGGCCUCUGGCCAAGCGGAGAUUGAUUGUGGAUUUUGGAAAUUUGAAUGAAGAAAUUGGAGCGCCGAAAUCAGUUGGAUAUAGUGCUCCCAAGAUACAUUGCCGCAUGACUGACUACAUCAGCAGAAACAUAAACAUGUUAGAUGAAAUGAGGCCGAAUAUAAUUGUGCAAACGAAUGUUAACAAAACAAUAAUGGCAUGUCAAGCUGAUGCAGAACCAGCUAAUCCCAUUAGCAUGUCCGAUGCUUUGGUCCUUUACAAAGGAGCUAACUUACAUGAGUUAGACUGCACGGGAACAAAUUUCCUAGAGAAAGUUGAACAAAGCAAUAUAUCAGCAGAGGUGGAUGUGAAUAUUAUUGGCAGAUGUAAAGUUACAAAUCUUAGAAUUGUUGAAGAUGAAAGAAUUGUGGGAGGUGAGGACGAACAGUUGUUAGUAGAUCCUUCCAGCCGUAAUGGAGAAAUAGGAAAUUUAUUUCAGCCAUGUACUGCUCUUUCUGAUAUGCUGCCUGAAAGUGACUCCAGACUGAAAAAUGCAAAUUGUAAAGAUACGAUGCCUUCGAAUAAAAAUCAAACAACAAGACAUGAGAGCUCUACCAUAUGUCCAGCUACUGAAUUCUCUGCUGCUCGAAAGCAAUUGUUGAAGCCCUCUGCCAAAAUCAAGGCCAUUCACAAGGAUAAGAUGGCUCCAAGACUGCAAUCACACUACUUAGAGCAUGAUCAGACUGUUGCCACUCCGAAAGAGAACCAGCACCAGAAAAUAUAUCAAAAGCCAAUCAGCAUGGCACAGAAAUCAAAGCAGAAUUAUGAUGACAAGCAUAUCAAUGAAAGAAAGAGACGCCAUAACUCUAUUUCUCCUAAGGAUCAACCAGCGAAAAAAGAACUUCCUAUUUUUGAAUCUUACAUUGUAGACGAAGAAGAAGGUUCAGGAGGUUAUGGCACUGUUUACAGGGCACAAAGCAAGAAUGACGGGACAAAGGUUGCUAUUAAAUGCCCGCAUGCUAAUGCUCAUAAGCAUCAUGUUAACAAUGAGUUAAGGAUGCUGGAAAGGUUUGGGGGCAAAAACUUCGUGAUAAAAUAUGAAGGCUGUAUCACGAAUGGAAAUUCAAAUUGCUUUGUAUUGCAGCACGUUGAGCAUGAUAGGCCUGAGGUUUUAAAGAAAGAGAUAGAUGUUUUUCAUCUCCAAUGGUAUGGCUAUUGCUUGUUUAAAGCGCUGGCAAGCCUUCAUAAACAGGGCAUAGUGCACAGAGAUGUUAAACCUGGUAACUUCCUUUUCUCUUGUAAGGCCAGCAAGGGUUACCUCAUUGAUUUCAAUCUUGCCACGGAUUUGCAUCAGAAGUAUGGAACAAGUGGCAAAUCAAAAGUUGGAUAUGAUGUAAACAGCCUUGAUGAGAAACUUACCAAUGCAAAAUCUAUUCCUCGAACCACGGUUAGGAUGUCAACUGUUAAAUCUUCAAUAAAGGCCAAUGGAGAGACCAAAAAAGGUCUCAAACCCACUUUUGAUCCGAAGGACUUGAAAAAGAAGGCUUUCAGUCAAGUGAAGGCCUAUAAUGAUUCAGGUAGUUGGAGUGUUAUGAAAAGUCAAGGUGCAGAUGGCUCAGGCAUAACGUCAGCAAAGGAUGUGACAAGUGCCAGGACUCCUCCAGCAGAAAGGCUGAGGGAACCUUUGCCAUGCCAAGGAAGGAAAGAGCUCAUCAGCCUAGUACAGGAAGCAAGGCAGAGUCCAAAUCAUGAAGCAUCAGGUGUUUCAGCUCCUAUGAGAAAGAGGGUUCCCGCCCCUCCUGGAAAUGAGGAUGGCAAGCUUUUCUAUAUCACUCCUAUGCCUCUGCACUCAACUGGCAAUGAUAUAGGUGGGGGUGGAAAGCAGAAGAAAGAAGGUCCUUGUGCUGGAACUAAAGGCUUCCGGGCUCCAGAGGUUCUCUUGAGAUCCCCACAUCAAGGCCCCAAGGUUGAUAUCUGGUCUGCUGGGGUCACAUUACUCUACUUAAUAAUUGGCAGAACACCCUUUUUUGGAGAUCCUGAACAGAACAUAAAGGACAUAGCAAAGUUGAGGGGCAGUGAAGAAUUAUGGGAAGUUGCCAAGCUACACGACCGUGAAUCUUCAUUUCCAGCGGACCUCUAUAGUACAGAGUCUUUGCCAUCUAUUAAACUACAGGAUUGGUGUAGAAGGAGCACAAAGAGACCAGACUUCUUUAAGGAAAUCCCUAGACCCCUUUUCGAUCUAGUGGAUAAAUGCUUGACAGUGAACCCUAGGGUUAGGGUAAGUGCAGAGGAAGCCCUUAGACAUGAAUUUUUUGCCCCAUGCCAUGAAGUGCUGAGAAAGCAAAGGCUCCAGAGGCAGGUGUUAUAA
Prunus mume (Japanese apricot) is the source of this 2682-nucleotide messenger RNA. NCBI's taxonomy places the organism in Eukaryota, Viridiplantae, Streptophyta, Magnoliopsida, Rosales, Rosaceae. The record is from RefSeq and is a predicted model, not a curated record.